AUGAUGAACUUUCUGCGGCGAAGGCUCUCGGACAGCAGCUUCAUCGCCAACCUGCCCAAUGGCUACAUGACCGACCUGCAGCGGCCGGAGCCGCAGCAGCCACCUCCGCCUCCUCCCUCCUCAGGCUCCCCGGCCCCUGCCUCUGGUUCCCCGGCUACGGAGCGCCGGCAGCCGCCGCCGCAGUCGGCUCCCCCUCAGCAGCAGCCGCCGCCGCCGCAGCCGCAGCAGUCCACGGGCAGCAGCUUCUUCAGCUCCCUCUCCAACGCCGUGAAGCAGACAGCGGCCUCGGCAGGGCUGGUGGAUGCCUCCUCCGCCGUCUCCGCGGCUGUCGGCAGAAAGUUCAAGGUGCUCCUGGUCAUCGACGAGCCGCACACGGACUGGGCCAAGGCUUUUCGUGGAAAAAAGGUUCAUGGAGAAUACGACAUAAAGGUGGAACAGGCAGAAUUUUCAGAAAUCAACUUGAUAGCCCACGCUGACGGCAACUACGCAGUAGAUGUCCAAGUGUUUCGAAAUGGCACUAAAGUUGUCAGGUCAUUCAGGCCUGAUUUUGUCCUGGUUCGACAACAUUCGUUCAGCAUGGCAGAAAACGAAGACUUCCGUAACUUGAUCAUUGGAAUGCAGUACGCAGGCAUCCCCAGUGUCAACUCCCUGGAGUCCAUCUAUAACUUCUGUGACAAACCCUGGGUGUUUGCCCAGCUGGUGUCUGUCUACAAAACGUUGGGCCCAGAGAAGUUCCCUUUAAUUGAGCAGACGUUCUAUCCGAAUCACAAGGAAAUGCUGACAAUGCCGACGUUCCCUGUCGUCGUGAAGAUCGGACAUGCUCACUCGGGCAUGGGAAAGAUCAAGGUAGACAACCACUACGAUUUUCAGGACAUAGCCAGCGUGGUAGCACUUACUCAGACCUACGCCACCACUGAACCCUUCAUAGACUCCAAGUAUGACAUCAGGAUCCAAAAGAUAGGCAGUAACUACAAAGCAUACAUGAGAACUUCCAUAUCCGGAAACUGGAAGACGAACACAGGCUCUGCCAUGCUGGAACAAAUUGCUAUGUCAGAUAAGUACAAGCUGUGGGUUGACACCUGCUCCGAAAUCUUCGGUGGCUUGGACAUCUGUGCUGUGAAAGCUGUGCAUGGAAAGGAUGGAAAAGAUUAUAUUUUUGAGGUCAUGGACUGUUCAAUGCCUCUGAUCGGUGAGCACCAGACUGAAGACAGGCAACACAUAACUGAGCUAGUUGUAAGCAAAAUGAACCAAAUGUUGUCCAAAACUCCUAUUCCAUCUCCUCAGAGACCCACUGCCACUCAGCAGCCUCAGAGUGGAUCACUAAAGGAGCCAGAGCCAAACAAAAUCCCACCUCAGCGACCACCACCUCAAGGGGGCCCAGUGCAACCCCAAGGGAUGCAAUCACAAAGCCAGGAGCCAUUGCAGCCCCAGCGCAUGUACCCCCCUGGGCAGGCAGCAAAGCCCUCGGCUUCCCAGCCGCAGCGUCCGCCUGGACCUACAACUCAGCAGCCACGGCCCCAGGCUCAAGGUCCUCCCAGCACCAGAUUAUCAAAGGAAACUGAGCCACAGCCUGCUCCACAGCCUGCUCCACAUCCAGCUCCACAGCCUGCUCCACAGCCUGCUCCACAACAGAAGCCUCAGUCUCAUCCGCAGCUAAACAAGUCGCAGUCUCUGACAAAUGCCUUCAGUUUCACAGAGUCCUCCUUCUUCCGAUCGUCUGUGAAUGAAGACGAAGCAAAAGCUGAAACCAUUCGAAACUUGAGGAAAUCCUUUGCCAGCCUCUUUUCUGACUAG
This is a messenger RNA of Indicator indicator, 1794 nucleotides long. It is a transcript of the gene SYN2, whose product is annotated as synapsin II. The record is from RefSeq and is a predicted model, not a curated record. Gene Ontology annotation, biological process: neurotransmitter secretion. NCBI's taxonomy places the organism in Eukaryota, Metazoa, Chordata, Aves, Piciformes, Indicatoridae. Gene Ontology annotation, molecular function: ATP binding. The coding region runs from base 1 to 1794 and encodes 597 amino acids. The transcript is spliced from 13 exons. Gene Ontology annotation, cellular component: synaptic vesicle membrane; synaptic vesicle.